AUGUUCCCCGGGACCAGGAUCUCCCGCCCGCAGUUGGAACGUUUCCCGGGAUGAGGCGCGUGCCGGUUGCGGGCCAGAAGGAGGGGGAUGAGGGAGAGGGAAAGGGAAUGAGGGUGGGAAAGGGACAGCCUGCAAACCUACCCGGAACAGACCGGCUCUCAGUCUCACCACAGAUCCUAUAGGAUCUUUGGUCUCACCCACACCGCCAGGCCAACCCGGAAGUGUUUGCAGUGAGUGCUGUGGGCUCCAGCCAGCAUUGCAAAGAAAGCCUCCUCAGGGGACGGGACGGGACGGGCAGCGAAGCGAGGGGGAAGACGCCAAAGCUGAUCUCUUGGCUGCUCGCCCUAGUUCCUACAUCUGCCAAUAACGGCUGCAGACACCGAACAGGGAAAGGUAUGCGUGAGAAUGAAGGGAUACAUUUGUAUACACUAGCAAGAUUUUAGAUCGACAAACAGUAAUGUGUUGAAGAUCUCAGUUAGGUGCUUGGAGGUGACACAACAUAUAAAGAAAUGGCUACUGAUAUGAUACCAGAGAAUUUGAAGAAUCAUCAGCAAAGGAGCAGGAAGCCUCCCAUUAGCUCCAUUGACCAUGACGCUGAGGCAGAUGAUUGUUUUAUUUUUGAAGCAGAAGAAGCUUGGAAGGAAUAUCACCGUGCUCUCUAUCAGUUCUAUGAGGGCAAAGAACUGUGCGACGUAACACUGAAGGUUGGGCCCAAACUAAUCCCGUGCCACAAAUUGGUGCUGGCGUGCGUGAUUCCAUACUUUAAGGCAAUGUUUCUUUCUGAAAUGGCUGAAGCCAAACAGGACUUGAUCGAGAUUAAAGAUUUUGACGGCAAUGCAAUGGAUGACCUUGUGAAGUUUGCUUAUUGCUCGAGGAUUAAACUUACUGUGGACAACGUGCAACCUCUUCUGUAUGCGGCAUGCAUUCUGCAGGUAGAGCUUGUGGCCAAGGCAUGCUGUGAAUACAUGAAAGCUCAUUUUCACCCGUCAAACUGCCUAGCAGUCCGGUCAUUUGCUGAGAGUCACAAUCGCGUUGACUUGAUGAGCAUGGCUGAUAAGUAUGCUUGCGAACAUUUUAACGAAGUAGUAGAAUGUGAAGACUUUAUAAAUGUUUCACCAAGGCACCUCAUUGCACUUCUUUCAUCCAGUGAUCUGAAUGUGGAAAAAGAAAAGCAAGUGUACAAUGCUGCUAUGAAGUGGCUACACUCAAAUCCGCAACAUCACGCCAAGUGGUUGGACCAAGUUCUUGCACAGGUCCGAUUGCCGUUAUUGUCCGUCGAUGUUCUCAUGGGGGUUGUGGCUAAAGAAAGCAUAAUUCGCCAGAAUCUGAAGUGCAGAGACCUGUUGGAUGAAGCCAGAAACUAUCACCUUCAGUUGAGUAACAAGCCAGUGCCAGACUUUGAAUACUCCGUACGCACAACAUCAAGAAAAUACACCGCAGGCAUCAUGUUCUGUGUGGGUGGAAGAGGAGGGGCAGGCGACCCGUUCCGCAGCAUUGAAUGUUACUCAAUCAGCAAAAACAGCUGGUUCUUUGCGCCUGAGAUGAACAGUCGGCGACGGCACGUUGGAGUCAUCUCAGUGGAUGGUAAAAUCUACGCAGUUGGGGGUCAUGAUGGAAAUGAGCAUUUGGGCAGCAUGGAAGUAUUUGAUCCAAUGACAAAUAAAUGGAUGGUGAAGGCUUCUAUGAACACUAAACGGAGAGGCAUUUCUCUGGCUUCCCUCGGGGGGCCAAUUUAUGCCAUAGGAGGUCUAGAUGAUCAUACGUGUUUCAGUGAUGUUGAAAGAUACGAUAUUGGCUCAGAUGUGUGGAGUUCUUUGGCAGCAAUGAAUACACCAAGAGGUGGCGUAGGUUCAGUUGCACUUGGGAACUACGUAUAUGCAGUUGGUGGGAAUGAUGGAAUGUUAAGUUUGUCCAGUGUCGAGAGAUAUGAUCCCUACUUAGACAAAUGGAUGGAAAUUAAGGAUAUGGGACAGAGAAGGGCUGGAAAUGGAGUUGGUGAACUGAAUGGCUGCUUGUACAUAGUUGGUGGGUUUGACGAUAACUCGCCGCUCAGCUCUGUGGAAAAAUUUGAUCCUCGUACAAACAAGUGGGAAUAUGUGGCUGAGCUAACAACACCCCGCGGUGGGGUUGGUGUGGCAUCUCUAAUGGGGAAGAUCUUUGCCGUUGGUGGCCACAAUGGCAACGUUUAUCUAAAUACUGUGGAAGCCUAUGAUCCGAUAAUGAACAGGUGGGAGUUGGUUGGAUCCAUUUCACACUGCCGGGCUGGGGCAGGAGUAGCUGUGUGUUCUUGCCUGGUCAACCAAAUCAGAGACAUCGGCCUGGGAUCCAGCAAUGUUGUCGACUGCAUGUGAUUUCUACCAUCGACACAGAAUUCAGUAGAGUUUACUGAAGAUAGAUUUUUUUCUUCCAUAAAUUACUGUUCCAUGUAGCCGGUAACCGUAGAGAGAGAAAGAAGGCCAGGGAGAAGCUCAAACUUUGUAGAUUUUAUUUCACAUUGAAAAAGAAAGGUUUGUUGGUAUUGCAGUUUCUAUUUAUAGGAAACAUUAAAUCUACUUUCAGUCUCUUCCCUUCUGUUCCCAUUUUGUCCAUUUGCCAGUCCUUGGUGGUACGUCAGUGGCCCCACUCUCUUCCUUCCCUGUCCUCGCCCCCUUUCAGGGUUCCAAAUGCAUUUAAAUUCUAGGAAGUUUGGCACCAAGUUCACCAAGCAAUAAUUAUUUAGUUUUGUGAAGCCAAAAGCAACAGUGCACUGUUCAUUUUAUUAGCUACUGUAUUUACAACAAAGCUAUUAUUUAUAAAUCCUGACAUUGUGAAUUCUUAAUAGCUUCAGACAAAAAUCUUGCAGCCGAUAGAUUUAUAACUAAGGUUUCUAGUUAUGAUUCUGACUUAAUACCCAUUUAGAACAGUGCACAUUGAUAAUGACUGACUAUUCGUUAGUACCUUUGAUCCAUGUCUUAUCAUCUUGCUUUGUCUCCUCAAAUUGUAUAUUCCACAGUUAUGUAUGAACAUUGCACAAAUUGACAUGAGCUAACUGUGAAUGUUUAUUUUAUGGAAUAAGGGAAUUAUUACAAUUAUUUUCCAGGAUAAGGAAAUGACUUGUUUCUCAUGAAUGAGUGAAACAAAAGUGGAAACCAUUUCUAGUACUUCUCCCAUUCUGAAAAUUCUGAAAAGUUCUGAGGCCACUCUGUAUUUCACAGUGAGUUCUUGAUCAUACUGGGAUUCACCAGGAAAUUAAUGUGCUUGUCCACUGCAGAGGUGUAAAACGCUAAAAUUGUGUGCAUCCCUUUUUGCCAUUUGUGCCCACAUGGCAGAGGCCCCUUCAAGGAAUACAAGGAUAUCGGAAGAAGGAUAAUAAUUGCAAGUAAUUUUGGGAAGUAGAUGGGAGAAUGCUAACCCCUCUAGCAUUUAUAACUAUGAUUUUGUUUUUAAUUUAAAUUAAAGCAAUAACAAAUGCAUUGGCACUUAACAGUCUAAACGCAUUGGGCUACAAUUUGCUAUAUAAUCCAAGGUGAAGUUCAAAAGCUUCAAAUAGCACCUAUGUAGAUGAUUUAAUUUAUUAGAAACCUAAUUCUCCCCCACUAAUUUGCCAAUAAUUCUUCCUGGCCUGUUAUUUUAGUGAGGAGGUAAAGAAACGCAUGUGGUUAUUUAACCACUGACUAUAUUUAAAAAAUACAAUUUAAUGAAUAUUGAUGAGAUUCAUAUGAUGAUCUAAAGUAAUUGUCUUUAUUACCUUCGGGAAUCGUUUUCACUCUGGGAUAAGCUCCAAUGUGAUACUUGCAAGCCACCAACAAUGCUUAAAAAUUAAAUUAAAACAUUAAAUGUUAUAAAUAUUUACAA
Amblyraja radiata (thorny skate) is the source of this 3834-nucleotide messenger RNA. RefSeq names its product kelch-like family member 8 (gene klhl8). The record is from RefSeq and is a predicted model, not a curated record. Bases 510 to 2351 code for a protein of 613 amino acids. The transcript has 10 exons. NCBI's taxonomy places the organism in Eukaryota, Metazoa, Chordata, Chondrichthyes, Rajiformes, Rajidae. Gene Ontology annotation, molecular function: protein binding.